Messenger RNA from Branchiostoma belcheri (Belcher's lancelet), 1102 nucleotides. Its product is annotated as transcription factor ETV7-like. The coding region runs from base 199 to 561 and encodes 120 amino acids. NCBI's taxonomy places the organism in Eukaryota, Metazoa, Chordata, Leptocardii, Amphioxiformes, Branchiostomatidae. Gene Ontology annotation, molecular function: sequence-specific DNA binding. The record is from RefSeq and is a predicted model, not a curated record. The transcript has 3 exons.
AUAUUGUUGUAGGUCUCAGCAGGAGUUAUACCUGUUCGUGACUACUAAUAUUGCAGAAACAGAAGAAGAGGAACAGCGCGGUGCAUCAGCGUGUUCUUCUUCUGCUUUCCUUGGAGGAAUUGCCGACGGCGUCACAUCACACAUCACACCGGAGCCACUCUACACUGCCGACCAAGACAAGCAACUUGAGCUGUGAAUAUGAUCGACGACAGGACAAGUCGAGAGAAAGCUGCCGAUGACGUCAUAUCGGAACGUCCAACCAGGAGACGCGCUCAGGUCCACACCGUGACGUCAGUGAUGACGUUACAGAUUCCCCUUGAUCCGCUGUCGUGGGACCUGAGAGACGUGCGCACCUGGUUGCGACACCUAGCGGCUCGGCACGACAUUACAGUGGACCUGAGACUGUUCCAUAUGAACGGGAGGGGGAUGUGCCUGAUGAACCUGCAGGGCUUCGAGUACAGGGUGCCGGUCAAAGGUCAUAUUCUGUACGAGGACUUCUGGAGGAGGGUCGCGUUCUAUCGCUCUUUCCGGAGAUGCAAAACAGUCAAGGCCAAGAAGUAGUCUAAGAGUACUCAAUACCAAGUGGUCAUGUAACUGGAUAUAUCUUUAUUAGGGGAAGUUAUAACGGGACGGAAUAAAUGUAAAGAGAUAUAAAGAAAUACUUUCCGACGUAAUUUUUAUAAGCAUAUGUUUACAGUCAGUUCUGGAAAGCACGUCGUCUCUAUCAGCCAUGCUAAGCAGUUAGGGCAUAUUACUCAACAGUAUUUAUUGUAAAACGUAACGCCUCAACACAAAUUUGCGGCACUGUCUAUGUUUUGGUUACUAUGUGUACAUCUUUUUUUACUUCCCAUGUAUGUACUCUGUAAAUAAAUUCCAGCAUAUAAUUGCCGUGUAUGUCUAGGAAAGGUAAAACGCUUAUUGUUACAAUGCCCACUGCCGAUGCUACAACAACUGUGUGCAGUGAAAUUAAACGCGUAUGUAUGCUGGACUUGUUAUAAGUAUUCAGUCUGUAUAUGUGGAAUCUGAUAACUGUAAAUAAUACGUCUCUGAGCCUCUCUCGAUCUCUGCGACUUAAGAUAACACUGUAACAAUAUAUAACUGG